AAAUAAAAUCCCGUGUUUUCGGUCCGAAGGUGCAGUGUUUGGCUUUUUAUUUCGUGUGAGAUGCGAAUCAUAUUACAGGGGCAUUUCUGGAAUUAAAAGGGAAACUUCCUGCGUUGAAAGACCACCGAAAUAUAAAAUUAACGUCUAGCCUUACAUGGUGCUUUCAGCUUACCUACCAGCAAGUAAAUUAUGCUACCCUCAAUUCGAAUAUUUAAAUAGCCCAUAAGAUACAGUCUCAAUCAAAAUUCAUCAGUGUUCAUGUCAAAGGAGGUUUAAUUUUCUUCCUUGAUUUUCAUUCAUUCGUUCAUAUGAUAUAUAUAUAUAUAUAUUUUGAGUAUCAUCUUCUGUUACUUGUUCCUACCUAGUACCUAAUGUGCAACGUUAAAUGCAAUUUCUGAUCAGAAAUUCCAUGUUCUUAUGGACAGCUAUUUAAUAUUUUUAUUUCCCCACUUAAUCUGCUGCAGUUGAGCUAUUUACAGGGAGAUCAUCUUUCUUUGUGAUCAAUUUUUUUUUAUAUUGAUAUUGUUCUGGGAAAAUGCUUGUUUCCGCCCUUUUGACCUCAGUGGGAAUAAACUCUGGUCUGUGUAUCAUAUUUUUCACUUUGUACUCUAUAUUGAGCAAACAACCCAGCAAUUAUGAAGUUUAUGUGCCUCGUUUGAUGGCCGAAGGGAAAUCUAAAAGGAGAGGUCGUUUCAACUUGGAAAGGCUUAUACCUUCUACUGGCUGGUUAAAAAGUGCUUAUAUGCUCUCUGAAGACGAGUUGUUGUCAUCCUCGGGUUUGGAUGCUGUCGUUUUUAUGCGUGUUAUUACCUUCAGUCUGAAAGUAUUUUUGUUCGCGGGGGUUAUUGGAAUCUUUGUUAUUCUUCCAGUGAAUUGCUCCGGAGAUAAGCUUGACAAUCUUGACUUAACUAAUCUGUUUAAUAACUCAUUGGAUGUGUUUACCAUUUCGAAUGUAAACAAUGGCUCGAAAAGCCUAUGGAUUCACUUCUCUGCUAUUUAUAUAGUUACCAUAUUUGUCUGCUAUCUACUCUAUUAUGAGUACAGAUACAUUUCUUUAAAAAGAUUGUCUUAUUUUUAUUCAUCCAAGCCUCAACCACAUCAGUUCACUAUCUUGGUUCAUAGUGUGCCUGUUUCUCCUGGUAACAGUGUCAGUGACUGUGUUGAUAGCUUUUUUAAAGAGUACCACCCAUCAACAUAUCUGUCAAAUGUAGUUGUUCAUCGAACAAACAAACUUCGAAAUAUCAUUUAUGAUGCCAAGAAAUUGUACAGAAGGCUCAUUUAUUUACGGUCGGAUCCCGCGCAACACAAGUAUCAACGUAGCUGCUGUUUUGGACUGUGUGGCCGGAAGGUUGAUCUUGUAGACCAUUAUGGAAAGAGAUUAAAUAGUGUAGAGGAAAAUUUAAGGCUGCAUCAAACAGGGGUCUCAUUCACAGGAGAAGAAGUUCGAGCAGCUUUUGUGUCGUUUAAGUCUCGGUAUGGUGCUGCUGCUGCUUUUCACAUGCAACAAUCAAUCAAUCCCACACACUGGGUCACAGAGGAAGCUCCUGAGCCUCAUGAUGUUUAUUGGCCUUUCUUUUCAUCAUCAUUCAUGCGAAGAUGGAUAUCUAAGCUGGUGAUUGUUGUUGCAUGUAUUCUUCUUACAAUCUUAUUUCUUAUACCAGUUGUAAUUGUGCAAGGUCUUACUAACUUGAGUCAGCUGGAAAUUUGGUUUCCCUUCCUCAAAAGCUUUCUAACCACAACUAUGGUUAGUCAAAUUGUCACCGGAUAUCUUCCUAAUCUUAUUCUUCUGUUAUUUUUGAAAAUGGUCCCCCCGAUCAUGGAGUUUCUUUCAUCUAUUCAAGGAUAUAUUUCUCACAGUGACAUAGAAAAGAGUGCAUGCAAGAAAGUACUUUGGUUCACAAUAUGGAACAUAUUUUUUGCUACUGUAUUUUCUGGCUCAGCUUUAUCUCAGCUUAACAUCUUCCUUGAGCCUAAGAAUAUUCCUUCAAAGCUAGCUAAGGCUGUCCCUGCACAGGCAUCAUUUUUCAUAGCAUAUGUUGUCACAUCUGGAUGGACAAGCGCUUCAUCAGAAUUGUUUCGUGUAAUUCCUUUGCUUUGCAGUCUGGUAACAAGACCAUUUACUGACAGUAAAGAUGAUGAACUUGAAGUUCCUUCUAUUGCAUUCCACAAGGACAUUCCAAGGAUUCUUUUCUUUGGACUCCUUGGAUUUACAUACUUCUUUCUAGCUCCGCUUAUUCUGCCCUUUCUCUUGGUGUACUUCUGUCUUGGAUACAUAAUUUUUCGUAAUCAGUUUAUUAAUGUUUAUGCACCUAAGUAUGAAACUGCCGGCAAGUUUUGGCCUAUUGUGCACAAUUCAAUGAUAUUUUCUCUGCUACUCAUGCACGCCAUUGCAGUGGGAAUAUUUACAUUGAAGAAGCUCCCUAAAGCAUCAACCUUCAUUAUUCCUCUUCCAAUCCUUACUCUUCUUUUCAAUGAGUACUGCCGCAAACGCUUCCUUCCAAACUUUGUUGCCUACUCUGCUGAGAGUUUGAUUAAAAGGGAUAGGCAGGAUGAAGGCGAUCCUGCAAUGGCUGAAUUUUUUGAAAAACUGGUCACUUCUUAUGAGGACCCAGCUAUGAUGCCAAUUCAUUUCUCUUCUGAUAGUGAUACUGAUAGCCUUCACAGUCCCUUGAUCAAUUGGGCUCGAGUUUGAGAUUGAUUUUUUGUUUCUUAAGUAAAUUUCUCUAUAAUCUAGACAACAAUUGAUUCUUUUUGCAUUUGCAAAAUAGUGUCAUGCGUGUUGCUGGUACAUGCACGUUGUAGUUGAUAUUUAUAGAUCAAAUCAGAGAUUAUACG
Humulus lupulus (European hop) is the source of this 2835-nucleotide messenger RNA. RefSeq names its product CSC1-like protein At1g69450. The coding region runs from base 536 to 2692 and encodes 718 amino acids. The record is from RefSeq and is a predicted model, not a curated record. Gene Ontology annotation, cellular component: plasma membrane. The transcript has 10 exons. Lineage: Eukaryota; Viridiplantae; Streptophyta; Magnoliopsida; Rosales; Cannabaceae. Gene Ontology annotation, molecular function: calcium-activated cation channel activity.